This is a messenger RNA of Zasmidium cellare ATCC 36951, 1380 nucleotides long. RefSeq lists its product as uncharacterized. NCBI's taxonomy places the organism in Eukaryota, Fungi, Ascomycota, Dothideomycetes, Mycosphaerellales, Mycosphaerellaceae. The coding region runs from base 1 to 1380 and encodes 459 amino acids. Gene Ontology annotation, biological process: transmembrane transport. Gene Ontology annotation, cellular component: fungal-type vacuole membrane. The transcript is spliced from 2 exons. Gene Ontology annotation, molecular function: transmembrane transporter activity. The record is from RefSeq and is a predicted model, not a curated record.
AUGUCCUCAACAACAACAACCAUCACCAACCCCUCCCCCUACGAAGACAUCCAACUCCCACCCUGGCCCUCCUCACGACCCCCCUCCUCAACAAGAACAAGAGCAGUAGCAGAAGAAGAAGCCUCCAACCUCCACCCCAUCCAAAAUGCCCUCCCACCAACCGACGAGGGCUACCACGCCUGGCUCGCCCUCUUCGGCGCAUUCCUCUCCAACGGCCUAAUCUGGGGCUUCGCUCUCUCCUUCGGCAUCAUGCAAGAGUACUACACCUCCCACGAACCGUUCACCUCCCAAGGCGGCAUCGCGGCCAUUGGAACGACCUGCACGGGAUUGAUGUACCUCACCAUGCCGGUGUAUCUGUGGAUUUUCCAGCGCUGGCCGAGAUGGAGACAGUAUGCUCUCUACGCUAGUCUGCCCAUCGUAGCCGCGAGUUUGAUUGGCGCAAGCUUUACGGAUAAAGUCUCCGGGUUAGUGGUUACGCAGGGGGUGCUGUAUGCGAUUGGAGGGAAUGCGUUGGUUAUGCCGAGUAUUAAUUAUAUCAAUGAGUGGUUUGUGAGGAGGAGGGGGCUGGCGUUGGGGAUUGCGAUUGCGGGCGAUGGGACGGGGGGUGUGAUUAUGCCGUUGAUUCUGCAGGGGUUGUUGUCGAAGGUUGGGUUGAGAUGGACCCUCCGCAUCGUCGCCGCGAUGAUCGUCGUCCCGGCUGCUCCGUUACCCUUCAUCCUCAAGCCUCGCCUCCCGGUUUCAUCAACCCAUGUAGCGCCGCCUGUCGAUGCCUCGUUUCUUCGAUCACCGCUGUUCUGGAUCUUGCAGGUCUUCAACGUCGUCGAGGCACUGGGCUACUUCCUCCCAACCAACUACCUCCCUUCCAUCGCCGAAGCUCUUGGACUCAGCUCGACGCUCGGGUCUCUCACGGUCUUGUUCGUCAACUUCGCCGCGGUGUUCGGUUGUAUCGGCGUGGGAGUUCUGGUCGAUCGAUUCGACGUCACGACUGUUAUGCUCGGAGUCAGUAUCUGCGCAGGUCUCGCUGUAUUCACAGUCCUCGGCUUCACAACAUCAAUCGCGCCGCUUUACGUCUUCAGCGUCGUGUACGGUCUGACUGCAGGCGGAUAUUCGACAAACUGGGCGGGAAUGAUCAAGAUCAUCCAGGGGAAACAUGAUGGUGCUGACGCCAAUUUGAUCUUUGGACUGUUUGCUGCCGGCCGUGGUGUUGGCUCGAUAGUCAGUGGUCCCUUGUCUGAAUCUUUACUGGAAAGCGCGAAAGGGUUCUCAGAGUCAGCAAGUUCAGCGUAUGGCAGUGAGUACGGGAAUAUAAUCGUUUUCGCUGGCACGACGGCCGUGGCGGGUGGGCUUGGCUGGUUUGUGAGAAAGGCCGGUAUCAUGUAG